Molecule: messenger RNA, 1367 nt
Organism: Umbelopsis ramanniana AG
Lineage: Eukaryota; Fungi; Mucoromycota; Umbelopsidomycetes; Umbelopsidales; Umbelopsidaceae
Exons: 3
Coding region: 59-1180 (373 amino acids)
Biological process (GO): peptidyl-hypusine biosynthetic process
Cellular component (GO): cytoplasm
Molecular function (GO): deoxyhypusine synthase activity
Source: RefSeq, a predicted model, not a curated record
CACCGGUCGUUGCCUAAUUUCUUUGAAUUCCAGUCAUUCAAAUCCUUUCCUUUAUCUAAUGUCUUCUGCACACAAUAACUCUGUCGAAGCUCCAAAGGGAGCAACUGAUGCUGUGCUUGUGCAGUCUGAAGAAAUGCCAGCCGAUACCCCACUCAUUGAAGGACCUGAUUUCAACAAGGUCUUGUCAUUGUCGGACUUGCUCGCAACUUAUAAACAUAUGGGCUUCCAGGCCAGUGGUUUAGGUAAAGCAAUUGACAUUGUUGAAAAAAUGAGAAAUUGGAGAUUGUCAGACGAACCCAUCGCCGAGGACGAACCUGAAGAGUUUCGGGACCCUCAAGUCCGAGCCAAUACCAAGUGUAAGAUCUUCUUAGGAUAUACCUCCAACCUUGUAUCGUCAGGAGUGAGAGAAAUCAUCAAGUUUUUGGUUCAACAUAAGAUGGUGGAUGUCAUCGUUGCUACUGCGGGAGGCGUUGAAGAAGACUUUAUCAAGUGUCUUGCUCCCACUUAUCUCGGUGACUUUGCAUUGGAUGGUGCAAGCCUUCGAAAAAAGGGACUCAACCGAAUUGGUAACCUUCUUGUACCCAACAACAAUUACUGCAAGUUUGAAGAUUGGUUGGUCCCUAUUCUGGAUAAAAUGUUGGAAGAACAAAAGGAAAAGGGAACAGUUUGGACUCCUUCAUCGAUGAUUAAACGAUUGGGCGAGGAGAUCAAUGACGAAUCCAGCAUCUAUUACUGGUGUGCAAAGAACGAUAUUCCAGUCUACUGCCCAGCCAUCACAGACGGCUCCUUGGGUGAUAUGAUCUAUUUCCAUUCCUACAAAAACCCAGGUCUCAUCAUCGAUAUUGCCGGUGAUAUUAGAAGCGUCAACAAUCAAGCCGUAUUUGCGAAGAAGACGGGCAUGAUCAUUCUUGGUGGCGGCAUCAUUAAGCACCACAUCUGUAAUGCCAAUCUCAUGAGAAAUGGAGCAGAUUAUGCAGUUUACAUCAAUACUGCCCAAGAAUUCGAUGGCAGUGAUGCUGGUGCUCGACCUGAUGAAGCCGUUUCAUGGGGUAAAAUUCGACUCAAUGCCGAAAGCGUCAAAAUUUACGCUGAGGCUUCUUUGGUAUUCCCUCUCAUUGUUGCUGAUACCUUUGCAAAAGGACAUCAUGAGGAACAAAACAAAAAGGAUAAAGCUCAAUAGACAUUUUCUAUGUAAACGAAUCUGGCAGCUUUGUACUAGUCAUAGAUUUUCUGUUCUUGUCUAAUCUCUAUCAAUUGUAUCAUAAUUUCCAUCUUGUUCAUAGACAAUCAUCGUUUAACAUGACGGCCCUCUCAGUAAUUUCCCUUUGAGAAAACAUUGAAUUGUCAGUGUAUUGUAUACCAGCAUG